This is a messenger RNA of Colletotrichum abscissum, 465 nucleotides long. RefSeq lists its product as uncharacterized. The record is from RefSeq and is a predicted model, not a curated record. NCBI's taxonomy places the organism in Eukaryota, Fungi, Ascomycota, Sordariomycetes, Glomerellales, Glomerellaceae. The transcript is spliced from 3 exons. Bases 1 to 465 code for a protein of 154 amino acids.
AUGACAUCACCGGACGCCCCCGAAUCCCAGCCUGCAGCCAUCAACUAUGUCGCCGGCUUCCUCCUUGUCGGCCUGGCGUGGGGCUUCACGACCCCGUUUAUCCGCCGCGCCGCAAAGGACCACAAUCCGCCCCCGCACCCGGUCCUCGACACCGACGCCGUCAAGAACAGCUGGCUCCGGAGCCGGGUGUACGGCGCCUUCUUCGGCGUCAUCGACCUGUUGCGGAACCCGCGGUAUGCCGUGCCGCUGUUGAUUAACUUGACCGGAAGUGUUUGGUUCUUCCUACUCAUUGGGCAAGCUGAAUUGAGUUUGACGGUCCCCAUCGUCAACACCUUGGCGUUCCUCUUCACUGUCAUUGGAGACUGGUGGGUUGAGAAGAAGGUCAUUAGUCGAGAAACCUUGGUCGGCAUGGUGUUGUCUCUUUCAGGCAUAGCGUUAUGCGUGCACAGCAAAACGAAGUAUUGA